Molecule: messenger RNA, 854 nt
Organism: Pelagomonas calceolata
Lineage: Eukaryota; Pelagophyceae; Pelagomonadales; Pelagomonadaceae
Source: the annotation of a GenBank genome assembly
CGAGGUCGCAGCGAGUCGCACAGCUCGCCCGCUGCAGUAAUUCUUGAUCGCCAGUGAGCUUGCGAAAGCUUUGCUGAAAUCCUGGCAGCUGCAACGGCUGGCAGCUGCGAGCGCGCGCGUCGCUGCAUCAACCCACUGCACCGCAAGCGGCGUCCUGCAACCACCGCUCGCGCGCCCGCAUGACGAUCAACAUAUAUUAGAUGACGAUCUGAAGAACAUCCAUUCACAUAAACCAUGUAGCCAAAUCGAGGCAUUUGUCCGACGGGUCCGCGCCGGUCGAGCGUUCGCACGCGCACCAUUCGCGAGCGCCGCCGCGAGGCUAGCUUCGCGCAGGUACGGAGGAACCGCUCCGUGCGCCCCGAACGACUCGGGCCUCGCACGAGUGCAGCCGGCAUGCGCGGACUCCUCCUCGUCGCGUGCGCGGCGGCGUUCCAGGCGCCCGCGCCUCGACAGCCCUCAGCACUCGUGCGACGAGCGACAUGUACGCCCGCCGAGGCGAACAAAGUCGUAAACCUCGCCAAGCAGGCGAUCGGCCGCGACGCCGGCGUCAAAGACGCGCUCGGCGCCUUGCAACGCGUGGAAAACAUCCUCGGCUCCGGGUCGCCGGCGCCCGGAGCGGUGGCCGUGUCGUUCUCGGCGUCGUUUAGGCGUCAAGGCAACCCCUUCAAAUUGGCGUUCGGCAAGGAAGCGGGGACAACGAAAGUCGCGAAUCGCGGAUCGAACGUGUCCCAGAUCAAGGCGCGCGCCGACGGCGGCAAGCUCGUCUCUUGUUCCAUACAGAUGGACGGUGGAUGGGGUAGGACAAUAAACGUCCGAUGUUGAGCCCGUUUGCUAGCGUCCUGUAAGACACUAGC